Messenger RNA from Arabidopsis arenosa, 882 nucleotides. The record is from the annotation of a GenBank genome assembly. NCBI's taxonomy places the organism in Eukaryota, Viridiplantae, Streptophyta, Magnoliopsida, Brassicales, Brassicaceae.
AGCCGCGGGUUUUGUUAAGGAAGCAUCGAAGACAAUGACAUCUUCACUUUGCUACAAUGAGAUAGUCAUCAUUGAGCAGCAUCUCAUUUCCUUAAGCUUCAACAAUGAUGAGGUCCUACAAGAACAAGCAAAAUCCAUGCGGACAAAGUUUGAGAAGUAUUGGGAUGGACUUCUCAACAUGAAUCCAUUUGUGAUCAUUGGAAGUAUCUUUGACCCAAGGAAUAAGAUGCAAUUUGCAUCAAUUUUCUUUGACAAGCUCUACGGUAAAAACAACAUGGAGAGUAUGCAUCUAAGAUCCUCAAUUAAGACCUUGAUGAAGAAUUUGUAUGAAGAGUAUGCCUCUAGACUAAGUAGCUUCUCUCAAGGUGGAUCCAGGAGUGAUAUGGGGAAUUCUGAACAAGUUAGUGAUGUGGUCUUUGAUUUAUCAGAUGAGGAUGGGUAUGACAGGGAGUCUCUGUAUUCAGAGUUGGAUCAUGAAACUGCUAAAGAGGAAGCUAGUAGUGAGUUAGACAUAUACUUGAUCGAGAAACGUGUCCCACGUUUGAAAAAUGCCUUGGGAAUGGAUUAUGACGUGCUAUCAUGGUGGAGGCGUAACAGUGCAAAGUUUCCUAUAUUAUCUGAGCUUGCUAGGGAUGUGCUAGCCAUUCAAGUGUCUUCGGCAGCUUCCGAGUCAGCAUUCAGUACAAGUGGGAGAUGGAUGAGAAACACUAUGGCUGCUGAAAAGAUUGCAAACUUAGCUCAAAUGCAAGCUGAAUUGGAGUUCCAUGACUCAUUAGCUUCUCCUUCUCUGGACCAACCUCAAGCUGAUGUGUGAAUUGCAGGUGGGGUUUCGAGACUCAAGCUGGAAUGUAGGAGAAACGACAAUAAAUCGAUGCCUUCUAG